AUGGCUGCAAGGCGGUUGCUUAUUAGACUCUGCAUAGGGUCUGCUGCAGGGUAUGCAGGAUAUGUGAGCUUUGUAUACAUGAGGACACAAUUCGAGAUUCAGCGUAGGAAGGAAAUAUAUGACAGUCUUAUAUCCCAGGGUCUUCUGGACACGAAAGUGAGACUAUUAGAUCCCAGGUUUCGCAGCAUGAAGAUACUGGGCAGGUACGAGAACCCAUUCACCGAAUACAGACCGCAGACACUAUUUGAAUUCAUGGUGAUGAGAUUUAUGGAACUGACAGAACACGGAAAAAGAGGAGGCCUACCGAGUGAUCCAGAGGUCUUGAAGAAGCUAUUGCCAUCAGUGAAACCAGAUCUCGACUUGAUUUCCCAAAUUCGUUCUGGUGUUGACAAGAUUCCAGCAUUUCCAAAACUGCCGCCUAUGGAUAGAAGACUUUCAUAUACUUGGCUGGGCCAGAGUUGUGGUUUCUUGCAGAUCGGGAAACUUUCAUUUUUGGUUGAUCCGUUGUUUUCAGACCAUCUCGUGAACCGUUAUGUGGGGCCCAAGCGAUAUAUACCGGUACCAGUUGGUCUAGACCGAUUUCUUCAAGGAAUAGGCGGACCACCGGAGUUUGUAAUGGUUUCGCACGAUCAUCCAGACCAUCUCGACCAGGAAUCAAUUGCAAAAAUUGGGAAUAAAAGCAAGUGGAUCGUUCCUCUUGGGUUGGGGAAGUACCUCAAGAAACGUGGCGUGUGGAAUUAUCUGGAAAUGGACUGGUGGGACCGUAUUCCGCUUGAUGCAGCAUUGCCCGACGAUGGGAUGCCUAGCAAACGUGGGAAUCAUUGCAAAAAAAAGCACACGUAUGAAGUUGUAUGCUUACCGUCGAUGCACUGGGGUGGCCGGAUAUUAAUAGACUCGAAUUCGAGGUUGUGGUGUUCAUUCAUGAUAUUGAGAGAUGGCAAGGCGUUGUUUUAUCAUGGUGGAGACACUGGCUAUGCAUCCGAGCUUUUUCGAAGAGUUGGGAAUGAAUUUGGGCCGGUGAAACUUUCUGCUCUUCCUAUAGGCCAAUAUUGCCCAGAAUGGCACCAGAGACCACGCCAUAUAUCCCCACAGGAAAGUGUGCAGAUAAUGAAGGAUCUUCACAGCCAUAAGAUGGUUGGCGUGCAUUGGGGUACGUUUGUGCUCAGCUCAGAGAACUUUCUAGAUCCGGCGAGGGAGUUGACCUUGUUGGCACACAAAGAAAAUAGACCAAACAGUAUUAUCAUUCCACAAUGCGGACGGACCAUUGUGAUGGACGCCGAAAAGAUCGACUUUAAACACGAUGAUAAGGCUGUUCAGAAAGACACAGUUACCGUAUACCAGUAG
Molecule: messenger RNA, 1344 nt
Organism: Brettanomyces bruxellensis
Lineage: Eukaryota; Fungi; Ascomycota; Pichiomycetes; Pichiales; Pichiaceae
Exons: 1
Coding region: 1-1344 (447 amino acids)
Biological process (GO): N-acylethanolamine metabolic process; N-acylphosphatidylethanolamine metabolic process
Cellular component (GO): membrane-bounded organelle; cytoplasm
Molecular function (GO): zinc ion binding; N-acylphosphatidylethanolamine-specific phospholipase D activity
Source: RefSeq, a predicted model, not a curated record